GUGUAUGUUUACGUUCUUAGUCCUUGCUCAUUUUGACCGUGAGCUCUGUUCUAAAACUUUUCGUUUCUUCUUCAGUUGAUUUUGUAACUGAUCAAGCUAAGUUCACUAUGUGUGUUCAUGUUAAUAUAAAUUUAAAAAAUGCCACAAAAAAAAUUAAAACCAGCAAAGAAUUCUGGAAACGUGAAAUUGAAAUCUUCAACAAACGUAGUUUCGCUUAACAUUGAAUGCUUGCUCAUGAUUUUCUCUCAUUUAACCAUAUGUGAACGAAUAAAAGUCGAAAGAGUUUGCAAACUUUGGCAGGAGGUUAGUCAAUCUGGCUGGGUAGGAUUUCAGACACUACAUUUUAAAAAAUCUCUUUGGGGCUUCGCUACCAAUACCAAAGUAACAAUCAAUGAUAAAAUCAUACGAACAGUACUAUCAAGAUGCGGCAAUUAUAUAAGAGAAGUUCAAUUUCCUCAAUUUUCGUGUGAGUCGAAAAUUCUGAAGCUUUCUAUUAGCCAAAGAUGCCUUGGUACUAUGUGGGAAACGUGUCCAAAUUUGAAGAUUCUUGAUUUAGGAUUUCAUUUUAUCAGAUCCUCGACAUUAUCAGUACUUGCAAAUUGCUCGUCUAACUUGGAAGACUUCAAAUUGGAUCUCCACAGCAAUAUUUCGGACGACGAUUUGUCGACCUUGUUUUCAUCGAAUAAAAAGCUGAAAAUCCUUCACCUUUAUCAUAAUGAUUCUUCAAACAUAUGCAAAUGUGUGAAAGAUUUGCCCAGGAAUUCUAUCGAGGAAAUCAUGAUUUGUAAUUGUCAUGGAACUUCCACAUUCGGAAAGAUAUAUGAAUUCUUUUCUCAAUUCUUGAGUGUCAGCCCAGAGCUUGAAAAGUUUCGGAAAUUAUCGAUUCACAAUAUCACUCAUGAUAUGUCGUCAUGGGGACUACAUUCUUGUGCAAAAGUUUUCAAUAGUGUGGAGUUGUAUUUUUGUACGAUAUCAUGCGACAACCCCACGCGUAAAUUAUUAGCUUUUGAGAAUCUACAGGAAUUGACUCUUUACGGAAAUCGAGGAGAAACUGACAAGUUUCUAAUUGCAGUUUCCACAACUUGCACCAAACUAAAAAGAUGUUUUCUUCAAGCUUGUAAUUCCGUGACUGAUAGAGGACUGUCGGCUGUGGCUUUGAAUUUGAAACUGACCUACUUAGAAAUCUUCGACAUGGAUAAUGUUUGUGGCAAAGAUUUGCCAAAGAUGCACACUCUUCAGUAUUUCAGGUCUGAAAAUUGCAAGAAUCUUGUGGAGGAAUAUCUUGCUCAAAUGGUUCUAACAGCAGCUGCAGAUUCGAGGACAUUUCAACUAAUUCAUUCUUACAAUGAUUCGCAAUCAAGUAAUAGAAACUACCCUCCUUUCAAUGGAAAACUGUUGCAGGCAGCAGCUCAAGUUAAUGGGAAUCAUCAAAAUGGUUACACGAUAACUACACAGUUAUGUUUUCAAUAUCGUGCAAAGGUCGGGGAACGAAAAAUUUGCAUAAUUUUAGAUAAACAGAAAAAAAUCUAGCUUCCACCCAAAACAGGACCCAAAGCUGAGAUGAAAACCGAUUGUUGAAAAAGCAAAUUGUCUUAAAUUUUUUGGAGUUACUGUCUAAAUUUAU
Molecule: messenger RNA, 1624 nt
Organism: Belonocnema kinseyi
Lineage: Eukaryota; Metazoa; Arthropoda; Insecta; Hymenoptera; Cynipidae
Exons: 4
Coding region: 139-1530 (463 amino acids)
Molecular function (GO): protein binding
Source: RefSeq, a predicted model, not a curated record